Molecule: messenger RNA, 1888 nt
Organism: Suricata suricatta (meerkat)
Lineage: Eukaryota; Metazoa; Chordata; Mammalia; Carnivora; Herpestidae
Gene: KERA
Product: keratocan
Exons: 3
Coding region: 87-1139 (350 amino acids)
Molecular function (GO): protein binding
Source: RefSeq, a predicted model, not a curated record
GUUUUUUCCCCCUUAAUUAAGUUUUAGCAAACUUCAGACUCAGACCCAGGACUCCACGGUAUAUUCCUGGACAGCAAGGUACUAUAAUGGCAACCACAAUCUGUUUCAUCAUCUGGGUGUUAUUCAUAACAGAUACUGUGUGGACUCGAAGUGUGAGACAGGUCUAUGACGUGGGUGACCCCGAGGACUGGGCUAUGCAUGACUUUGACUGUCCCAGGGAAUGUUUCUGUCCUCCUAGUUUCCCUACUGCUUUAUACUGUGAAAAUCGAGGUCUCAAAGAAAUCCCUCCUAUUCCUUCAAGGAUCUGGUAUCUUUAUCUUGAGAACAACAUGAUAGAAACCAUCCCUGAGAAGCCAUUCGAGAAUGCCACCCAGCUGAGAUGGAUAAAUCUAAACAAGAACAAAAUAACCAACUAUGGAAUUGAAAAAGGAGCCCUGAGUCAACUAAAGAAGCUACUUUUCUUAUUUCUGGAAGAUAAUGAGCUAGAGGAGGUACCUUCCCCAUUGCCAAGAAGUUUAGAACAAUUGCAAUUGGCUAGAAACAAGGUGUCCAGAAUCCCUCAGGGGACCUUCAGCAAUCUGGAGAACCUGACUCUCCUUGACCUGCAGCACAACAAACUACUAGACAAUGCCUUUCAAAGAGACACCUUUAAGGGACUCAAGAACUUAAUGCAGCUAAAUAUGGCCAAGAAUGCUCUAAGGAAUAUGCCACCGAGAUUACCAGCCAAUACAAUGCAAUUGUUUUUGGAUAACAAUUCCAUUGAAGGGAUACCAGAAAAUUAUUUUAAUGUGAUUCCAAAAGUGGCCUUCCUACGACUAAACCACAACAAAUUAUCAGACGCAGGGCUCCCUUCAAGUGGUUUUGAUGUGUCCUCAAUACUAGAUCUUCAGCUGUCUCACAAUCAACUCACCAAGGUCCCUCGAAUCAGUGCUCACCUGCAGCACCUUCACCUUGACCAUAACAAAAUUAAAAAUGUGAACGUCUCUGUAAUAUGUCCUACCAUACUGCCUGCUGAGCAAGAUUCCUUUGGUUAUGGACCUCACCUACGCUACCUCCGUCUGGAUGGAAAUGAAAUCAAACCACCAAUCCCAAUGGAUUUAAUGACCUGCUUCAAGCUCCUUCAGGCUGUCAUUAUUUAAAUGCAUCUUUAACAAUCUAAAAUUGGUUUCAUGAGCUAAUCUUUCUGAAAUGAAAUUUGGUUAACGUUCAUAACUUUAAGACAAAAGUCACAUUCCAAUGGUGCUCUCUGCCACCAUUUUUGUUUGUGCGGUUUAUAUUUCUAUUCAAAGAUGCUUUCACUGAUGAUAUAUAGCACAGUUAGCUUUUCUUUACUCAGUAAAACAGACGCAGAGUUAAGACAGUUUGUCAACUUAUCAACUCAAAGAUAUUCUUUCUUGUCUCUUUCACAGCUUACUAAUAUCAAAUAAUUCAAUGGUACUAUUAUGCAAUAUAAAAGCUGUACUUGUGUGCUUGUUCAAAAUUGUGUAUGCAGAUACUAUAGUGAUUGUAGAAACACAGUAAUCUAACAGGAGGUAAGAAGGUCUGUAAAAAACUGAAAAAAAUAAGAUUUUUUAUCACAAUUAAUUUCAGAUUGCCAUAUAGUAUUUGUAGGUAUAAGCUUGAUAUUUAGCUCAAGAAUGGAUAUAAAAUGUAUUAAAUACUCACCAAAAGGAGAAUUUUAGUCAUUUAAAAUCAAAUAACAGAGUUAUAGCAAUUUUCAGUUCACUAUUUUUAUAGCUGCUAUUCUUAGAUAUAGUACAGUGUACUCUUUCUAUUAAACAAGUCUUAAGUUUUAAAUUUCUUAUAAUACAUUUCUGAAGGAAUCUUAGUAUUUUAACAUUUGAAAUCCACUUGAAUUGCAAAUUGUUCAGCUCUUUUGUUGCCAGUG